AGAGGGGGCGAUUAGUUUAGUGAUCGUUCGCGAUCGAGUAGUGAAAGUACGUGUGCAGCAAGAGAUAGGGCAACAAUUGAAAGGAAAAUGCUGAAGUUCGUUUGGAAUGACAGUGGAGCGAUCUUGGUGCUGUUGGUGAUGCUGAUGACUAAUGUGGUGACCGGUCAGUAUGGUUCGUGUGAUCUGACGUACAAUUACGCCAGCGGUCAGACGAGCUUUAUCGAGUCGCCCAACUUUUCCAAUUACUAUGCACCGGGCACCAAGUGUCGGUACACAAUAAACGCCCCAGUGGGCCAUACGUUGUACGCGCAGUGCUACGACAUGUAUCUGCCGUCGAGUACGGGCUGUUACUACGACAAGCUGGCCAUCUCGCGGUUCGGCGAUCCCAACCUGAGCGAUGCGAUUGUACGCUGCGGAACGACCACAUUCAACGUGGAAAGCCAGUACAACAAGCUGGUGGUGGCUUUGCUGGGGAGCACGAGUACGUCCGGAGGAAGGUUCCGUUGUCAGAUUACGGCGCUCAAGCUUGCCUGCGACUGUGGUCGUCGCAAAACGCCCACGAUCGUCAACGGAUUUCCGACGCAGGCGAACGAGUACCCGAUGAUGGCAGGAUUAGUGGACAACAGUUUGGCGAAGGUGUUCUGUGGAUCCACAAUCGUUACCGAUCGCCAUGUGCUUACUGCCGCUCACUGUCUGCUGGACAGAACAGUUACUGGUACAAGCGUUCUCGUCGGCGAUCAGGACAUAAGCACCGGUUCCGACACCCCCUAUUCGUCGCUUUACCGCAUAUCCACCUUCACACAGCAUCCCAGCUACAAUCCAACAUCUAAAACGAACGACAUCGCUCUGGUACAAACGUUCAACACGAUUGUCUUUAAUCCGGGCGUCGGUCGGGUGUGUCUUCCGUUCCGAUUUGGUACGUCCAGCUUCGAGAAUGUGCGGCUCAGUGCACUUGGUUGGGGCGCAAUCGACUUCGGUGCUCCAUCGUCGAAUGAGCUGCUGCAGACAACGCUGGCCGUGGUGUCGUCCAGCAGCUGUGGCACGAAGCUUUCCCGGACGAUCCUUGCGUCGCAGAUGUGUACGUUCGCUGCCGGUAACGAUACCUGCCAGAAUGAUUCGGGUGGCCCACUGUACUAUACCGAUCCGAACAGCCAACUGGUCUACAGUAUCGGUGUGGUAGGGUUCGGUGUGGCCUGCGCAUCGAGCUUCCCGAGUGUGAACACGAGAGUUACCUCGUAUCUGGAUUGGAUCAGUAGUACCACAGGGUAUACGUUCUGUGAGAAGUAAUUCGGGUUAGAUAGUGCUAAUACAGUGAGAGCAAUGGUAAUAAGUAAGACUCUUUUAAUGUUGAGUUAGAGGUGGAAUACAUUUUCAAUUCUAUCUACUUGUGGUACAGAUCUAUUUUGACUCAGUAUGAUCAAAGCUCAUAAGUAUAAACAUUGGAAAUAUGAAUUAAGCUGUAAUGGAUCUUCUAAACGUUGUUCUGAAAUUUUGAACUAUAAUCGUCAUAACCAUAAAUUAAAUGAUUUGUUUAAAUAUGUAUACAAAUGCUUCACAGCAGCAAUAA
Anopheles merus is the source of this 1567-nucleotide messenger RNA. RefSeq names its product venom serine protease-like. NCBI's taxonomy places the organism in Eukaryota, Metazoa, Arthropoda, Insecta, Diptera, Culicidae. The record is from RefSeq and is a predicted model, not a curated record. The transcript is spliced from 3 exons. Gene Ontology annotation, molecular function: serine-type endopeptidase activity. Gene Ontology annotation, biological process: proteolysis. Bases 88 to 1287 code for a protein of 399 amino acids.